CGGGCGGCAGCCGGAAAGGGCAGGGCAGGGCGGCUCGGCUCGGCUCGGAGGGGCCCGGCAGCGGCGGUGGCGGCGGCGGAGCCGUUGCCGUGGCGCCGGGUGCGUGUGAGGGGGGAGCGGAGAUGGCGGACGAGACGCUGUUCCUGCUGCUGCACAGCGAGAUGGUGGCGGGGCUGUACCGUGCCGCCGAGCAGGGCGAAGGGGAGAACGGGCGCUGCACCACCAAGCUGGAGAGCAUGGGCUUCCGCGUCGGGCAGGGGCUGAUCGAGAGGUUUACAAAAGAUACUGCCAGAUUCAAAGAUGAAUUAGAUAUUAUGAAGUUCAUUUGCAAAGAUUUUUGGACAACUGUAUUCAAAAAACAAAUAGAUAACCUCAGGACCAAUCAUCAGGGUAUUUAUGUCCUUCAGGAUAAUAAAUUUCGACUCCUGACACAAAUGUCUGCAGGAAAGCAGUAUUUAGAACACGCACCAAAGUUUUUAGCAUUUACCUGUGGACUAAUCAGAGGCGGCCUAUCGAAUUUGGGAAUAAAGAGUAUUGUAACAGCUGAAGUUUCAUCAAUGCCUGCAUGUAAAUUCCAGGUGAUGAUACAGAAGAUGUAGGGCACAUUCAAAUCUGGGUAUCUACUUUAAAAAUCCUUUGUCUGUGGUUUUGGUAUCUUGGUUCAGCUUUGUACAUAGCUUGUAAAUUAUAGCAAUGUGCAGGAGAAUUCCCAAGUAUAUAAUAAAUGUUCAUCAAAAUAAUUUAAUGCUAUCCUCGUAUCUUGGUAUGAAAUCGAUUUUAUACCAAGGUAUUAAUGUCUAUCUGGGUAAAAACUGUCUACUCAAAAGUUUUCAACAAAAGAUUUCUGUUACCAGAACAGACCAUGGGCACGUUUUAAGAACUGAGUAAGAAAAACAAUCAAGACCCAAUUGGAAAAAGAAACUGUGUUUUGUGUCACCUUACAUGAAUGCCAAACUGCUGCCUUUGCACGUGCACUCCUAACUGUGAGGCAGUGAUUGCUUUUUUAUUAUUAUUCUGAGGAAGCAGUUAUUGCUACAGCCUUCAUUAAUGGUGCUCAAUGGAGGAUUAGUUCUUUUAUAGGACUUCCAUAGGGCAGUAGGAAAGAACACUUAUUUCAACAAAAAUAACAGCAUAUCCCCCCUACCUAAAAAUCUGUUUUUUGCAUCAGAACUUUACAGACAAGGUCAUCUACUACUCAGCAAAGACGGCAAUUUGUUUUAGCCUGUUGUGCCUAAAUUCAAUAUUAACAUAAUUGUUUUUAAUUGCUAGCUACAACUCACUUCUGUAAUGAGUGUGUACAGGAAGAUGAUUAGGCCUGCAAGAAGCUGUAAAGACAUCACCAAGACUCUUGAGGAUAUUGGGGUUUGCUAGAUACUACUUGUUACAAGAUUUGUAUAACAAUACGUGUCUUGCUGUAGGUAAGCAUGAAAACAUCUUGUUUAAACUUUUUAAUGAAUUUUGCUGUAAGGCUUUUCUGCUGGCAGGGUCAGGACUUAUACUUUCAGAAAUGUGAGAAUGCCUCAUGAUACUGAAUCAGUUUCUGCUUUGAGACCAGUAACUAACAGGAUAGUUAUAAAAUAAUAUAUUUGAACAACACUUUUGUCUGUUUUAACUACCUUCUGUGUUGGAAUAAGUGUAUGUUGUCCAAUUGCAUGGUUGGGCAGGAACAGUGGAAGCUGUUCUUCCUUAAUCUCUAAGGGAGGUCUGAAGUUUAUAAUGAAUUGAUCUUUUUCCAGAUAGCUGUUACAAGCUGUGUAUUAUAAACAUGAUAAUCAGGGGCUUAUUAUACUUGAGCUUAAUAUGUGACCAAGUUCUGAUCUUUUCAUGUACUGUGAAUGCUAGUUCAGAAUAGUUAUAACUGAAAAAUUUGACAGUUUGGAAACAUCUGAAGGAGAACUCAGUCUGUCCCACUGUUUAUAGACCUAGCAAAGAUAAGAGUAACCAGGGAUCAGCCGUGUGAAAAUACGGGGCUCUUAUAGGGGUAGUUUACAGGAAGGCUGUGGUUGUUGUCCACCUGAAUGUUGUCCACAUUCAGAUUUGUUUGAAAUUAUAAGGCUUGAAAAUUAGCUAAUUCUUGCUGAGUGCAUUUAAUGGGUUCUUCAGUUGCCAACUCACCCUGCUUUUAACAUGCUACAACUAUUACUAAAGGGACUAACUUGCUACUGUGCCUAAUAGAUGGACACUUCAAAGGCCCAUUUUAGGCCUAUGCAACAUGGUAGAUAUUCAGUAUCAACACACAGAAUCAUUUUGUAAUUUGCUUCUCCAGAAUUAAAACUCCUAUAGUUGCUAUUAAUGCACUUUAAUUUUUCACUUGAUAGUUGAGAUUACUGUGAACAAUGCCAAUAAUUUCAAGAUGCAUUAAAGGUUUAUCAAUAACAUGUUGUGCUUAAUGAGAUCUGUCUUUUUUAAAUAGUCAGGGACUUAAUUGACAUCUGCUUCCUGUAUAUUGUGAAAUUCAAUUCUGUAUAGUGUCUGCUGUUACUAGCAGAAUUCAGAGUUCUUUUACCUUGGAUUUUACCAGAAGCAGAUGCUGAUAUUCUUGGCAAAUCACUCCAUGUUAAGUAUAUAUGAAGUCAAGUCAAAAUGGUGAGCUAAUAUGUUUGUCAAGAUACUAGACAGAAAAUAAAUUUGUUCCUUCUGUUUAAUAAAUGCUUCUAUUAAAGAGCACUGAAUACAA
Molecule: messenger RNA, 2677 nt
Organism: Anas platyrhynchos (mallard)
Lineage: Eukaryota; Metazoa; Chordata; Aves; Anseriformes; Anatidae
Gene: TRAPPC6B
Product: trafficking protein particle complex subunit 6B
Biological process (GO): endoplasmic reticulum to Golgi vesicle-mediated transport; regulation of GTPase activity
Cellular component (GO): TRAPP complex; trans-Golgi network; cis-Golgi network
Source: RefSeq, a predicted model, not a curated record